AUGCCGACUUUUGGAGGUCUUCUCAAGAAGAAGAAGACAAAGGAGUCAACAAGCGAGGAAAAGGGCUCUGGCUAUCAAGCAAUCCAGUACAAAGAAUCCCAUAAGAAGGACACUCAGACCUCCUCACAGUCCUCUAAGCCCGCCGCAAGCGAUACCUCCAAAGCCACUCAACCCACCAACAUAACCACCGUAACCUCCACCCCAGAUCCUACCAAUGACCGAACUACCUCCAACGGCUCCCCUGAGCAAGAACCAAUGAACACUGCCAACCUGACCAACCCUCAGGGUGGGUCAGUAGAGAGCAAGGCUACUCCAAGGCAGACCAAGGGUAAAUAUACCCUGACUGACUUUGCAUUGCAGCGUACACUAGGUACGGGCUCGUUCGGUCGCGUACAUCUGGUGCAGUCUAAGCACAACCAACGCUACUAUGCUAUUAAAGUCUUGAAGAAGGCCCAGGUGGUCAAGAUGAAACAGAUAGAGCACACAAACGACGAGAGGAGAAUGUUGCAAAGGGUCAAACACCCCUUUCUAAUCACUCUCUGGGGCACUUUCCAGGACUCCAAGAACCUGUACAUGGUUAUGGAUUUUAUUGAGGGUGGUGAGCUGUUCAGCUUACUUCGCAAGUCUCAACGUUUCCCCAAUCCAGUGGCCAAGUUUUACGCUGCCGAAGUCACGUUAGCGUUGGAGUAUCUGCAUGCACAGAACAUUAUUUACCGAGAUCUGAAACCCGAGAAUCUCCUCCUAGACCGCCAUGGUCACGUCAAGAUCACCGAUUUCGGCUUCGCGAAGGACGUUCCAGAUAUCACCUGGACGCUAUGUGGCACGCCGGAUUACCUGGCUCCCGAAGUUGUCGCCUCGAAAGGAUACAACAAGUCCGUGGACUGGUGGUCCCUUGGCAUCCUCAUUUUCGAAAUGCUGUGCGGCUUCACACCCUUUUGGGAUGGCGGCUCGCCUGUGAAGAUCUACGAGAACAUCCUCAAGGGCCGUGUCAAGUAUCCGCCAUAUAUCCACCACGACGCACAAGACCUCUUGGUGCAGCUCAUCACCGCCGAUCUGACGAAGCGACUAGGCAACUUGCACGGAGGUAGCGCCGACGUGAAGAACCAUGCCUGGUUCAGCGAGGUAACGUGGGAGAGAUUGGUCAAGAAAGAUAUCGAUGCACCUUAUGUGCCGCCUGUCAAGGGCGGUGCUGGCGACGCGAGCCAGUUUGACAAGUACCCUGAGGAGACGGAGGAGUAUGGCAAGAAGGGUGAUGAUCCGUAUGUCUUAGCUCAUAUUCUAUCUACAGGAGUAUAA
Molecule: messenger RNA, 1296 nt
Organism: Cyphellophora europaea CBS 101466
Lineage: Eukaryota; Fungi; Ascomycota; Eurotiomycetes; Chaetothyriales; Cyphellophoraceae
Product: cAMP-dependent protein kinase type 2
Exons: 3
Coding region: 1-1296 (431 amino acids)
Biological process (GO): peptidyl-serine phosphorylation
Cellular component (GO): nucleus; cAMP-dependent protein kinase complex
Molecular function (GO): ATP binding; cAMP-dependent protein kinase activity
Source: RefSeq, a predicted model, not a curated record